UCUGGCUCGAGCUUCGACUGGUCAUCACUACUUCCACUCCUGCUGCUCGUCAGACGACCUCCUAUUUUUCGCGUUGAAACCCUAGGGCGAAGAGAUCGGGGUUUGGGUUUCGAUUCCUCAGUGCCGAUCGGAUAUCGCGCCAUGCUCCGUCCGCUUGGAUCUGUCAAAGGAGCAGGUUCAUUUAGCCAAAGUGCUUAAAAAAGUGUAUCAAAGCUAAGGCAUUUGGAGACUUUGAAUUUGCAUGCGAUGGCUUCAGAAGGAUUGGCGCCAUCAUUGGGCUUGAGAACAACCAGUGGUAGCAGUAUCACUGUGGAGAAAUUGCCAGAGGAAAUGAAUGAUAUGAAAAUAAAAGAUGAUAAAGAAGUGGAAGCAACAGUUGUUGAUGGAAAUGGGACGGAGACAGGGCAUAUAAUAGUGACAACUAUUGGUGGCAAAAAUGGACAACCGAAGCAGACUAUCAGCUACAUGGCUGAGCGUGUUGUGGGUCAUGGAUCAUUUGGAAUAGUGUUCCAGGCAAAAUGCCUUGAGACAGGUGAGACUGUUGCUAUAAAGAAGGUUCUUCAGGACAAAAGAUAUAAAAACCGUGAGCUGCAAACUAUGCGCAUUCUUGACCAUCCAAAUGUUGUGUCUUUGAAGCAUUGCUUCUUUUCAACAACUGAUAAGGAUGAACUGUAUUUAAACUUGGUUUUGGAAUAUGUGCCUGAGACUGCUCAUCGUGUUAUAAAACACUAUAACAAGAUGAACCAACGAAUGCCAAUGAUCUAUGUGAAACUUUAUAGCUACCAGAUUUUUAGAGCAUUGGCAUAUAUUCAUGGCAGCAUUGGAGUGUGUCACAGAGAUAUCAAGCCGCAGAAUCUUCUGGUUAACCCUCAUACUCAUCAGCUGAAACUAUGCGAUUUCGGCAGUGCAAAAGUCUUGGUCAAAGGGGAGCCAAAUAUAUCAUACAUCUGUUCUAGAUAUUAUAGAGCUCCUGAGCUUAUAUUUGGAGCCACUGAAUAUACGACUGCAAUCGACAUCUGGUCUGCUGGAUGUGUCCUUGCUGAACUACUGCUGGGUCAGCCACUUUUUCCUGGUGAAAGUGGAGUAGACCAACUUGUUGAAAUUAUUAAGGUUUUGGGUACACCAACAAGGGAAGAAAUCAAAUGCAUGAAUCCCAACUACACAGAAUUUAAAUUCCCCCAGAUAAAAGCUCACCCAUGGCACAAGAUCUUCCCGAAAAGAACACCACCUGAAGCUGUGGAUCUUGUCUCAAGGCUUCUUCAAUAUUCCCCUAACCUUAGAAGCACUGCUUUGGAGACAUUAACCCAUCCAUUCUUCGACGAGCUUCGAGAUCCAAACACCCGUCUACCAAAUGGGCGUGCCCUUCCUCCUCUUUUUAACUUCAAACCUCAUGAGUUGAAGGGGGUGCCUAUGGAGACUUUAGUGAAGCUGAUCCCAGAGCAUGCACGGAAGCAAUUCUCCUUCUUGGGCCUGUAAUUCUCAAACGUUCAGGUAGUGUUAGCUUGUGAAUGUUAACACUAUCUUCCCCUCAACUGCUAAAAUUAAGUGAUCCUGUUGUGAAACCUCAGCUUUUGUUUGUCUGGAGAUUAUUGCCAUGAGACCCUGCACUUCUGUAAAUCAGUUUCAAAAAACAUUUGCUUUAUCUUGACACUUCAUUGUGUUAUUGCAAUUCCUGUUUCCAACCGCAAACUUAUGUCUAAAAUUAUACACUGAAUGUUCAUUCGCCAUUUGUUAUUUGCUCAACAAUAUCGAGUUCAAUUAUGAUCUUCAAA
This is a messenger RNA of Dioscorea cayenensis subsp. rotundata (Guinea yam), 1772 nucleotides long. Its product is annotated as shaggy-related protein kinase alpha-like. Gene Ontology annotation, cellular component: cytoplasm. The record is from RefSeq and is a predicted model, not a curated record. The transcript has 13 exons. Gene Ontology annotation, molecular function: protein serine/threonine kinase activity; ATP binding. The coding region runs from base 247 to 1476 and encodes 409 amino acids. Gene Ontology annotation, biological process: signal transduction; protein phosphorylation. Lineage: Eukaryota; Viridiplantae; Streptophyta; Magnoliopsida; Dioscoreales; Dioscoreaceae.